Molecule: messenger RNA, 3159 nt
Organism: Nerophis lumbriciformis (worm pipefish)
Lineage: Eukaryota; Metazoa; Chordata; Actinopteri; Syngnathiformes; Syngnathidae
Product: histone acetyltransferase KAT5
Biological process (GO): double-strand break repair via homologous recombination; regulation of DNA-templated transcription
Cellular component (GO): NuA4 histone acetyltransferase complex
Molecular function (GO): histone H4K16 acetyltransferase activity
Source: RefSeq, a predicted model, not a curated record
UGGUUUAUUACCUUUGACGUAGACCGGCAUUUUCCCACAACACCCUGCUCCAGCUCGCACGGAUGACGAAAAUGGCGGACAGCGCAUCAUCGGUCGAAAUCGUCGAGGGCUGCCGCCUUCCCGUUCUUCGUAAGAACCAGGAGCACGAGGACGAGUGGCCCUUGGCGGAGAUUCUAAGUGUAAAGGAAGUAUCUGGAAGAAAGCUCUACUAUGUUCACUAUAUUGACUUCAACAAGCGUCUGGAUGAGUGGGUCACGUCGGAUCGGCUGGACAUGAAAAAGCUCCAGUUCCCUAAAAAGGAAGCUAAAACUCCAACCAAGAACGGUCUUCCAGGCUCACGCCCCAGUUCACCUGAGCGAGAAGUGAGGAAGAGUCUAGAUCUCAACCUUCAAACUGCCACAGCUCCUUCCAGAGGCAAAACUCUCCCCACUCCGAAGAGGAAAGUGGAGACGGUCCCCUUGGUAACGCAGGUACCUCCAGCACCCCCAGUGCCGUCCCUCCCAAGUACAGCAGAGGCAUCUCAAGCGGCUGUUUUCCCCGUUGCGAGAGACGCCAACACUUUUAAGACACGAGAAGACCACGACCAGCUCUCCUCCCUCACAACAAAUGGAACCACUCGAAGACUCAUCCCAUCUCAGCCCGGUAGGAAAAGGAAAGCUAAUUGUGGAGCUACUGAUGAGAUGAUAAAGGUUUUGCAGUAUAACAAGCCCCAAAGUGCCAGUGUCUUUCUACCACCACCAGAGGAUUCACAGGACAGCUCUGAUGGCAUCCCGUCCGCUCCCCGCAUGACGGGCAGUCUGGUGUCGGACCGUAGCCAUGAUGACAUUGUCACUCGAAUGAAAAACAUCGAGUGUAUAGAGCUCGGACGACACCGAUUGAAGCCGUGGUAUUUUUCACCAUACCCACAGGAACUCACGUCGCUGCCCAUUCUCUACCUCUGUGAAUUCUGCCUCAAGUACCUGAAAAGUCUCAAGUGUCUUCAGAGACAUUUGACUAAAUGUAACCUCAGACAUCCUCCUGGCAACGAGAUCUAUCGUAAAGGAACCAUCUCUUUCUUCGAAAUUGACGGCAGAAAAAACAAAAACUAUUCCCAGAACUUGUGUUUGCUUGCAAAGUGUUUCCUGGACCAUAAAACACUUUACUACGACACAGACCCUUUCCUCUUCUAUGUAAUGACAGAGUAUGAUGCCAAAGGCUUCCACAUAGUGGGAUACUUUUCUAAGGAAAAAGAGUCAACCGAGGAUUAUAAUGUAGCCUGUAUCCUGACUUUGCCUCCAUAUCAGCGAAGAGGUUACGGGAAACUGCUCAUUGAGUUUAGCUACGAGCUGUCCAAGGUGGAAGGAAAGACUGGCACACCCGAAAAGCCACUCUCAGAUCUGGGCCUGUUGUCUUAUCGCUCCUACUGGUCUCAGACCAUCCUGGAGAUUCUCAUGGAUCUCAAGCCAGAUAAUGGCGAGAGGCCGCAGAUCACAAUUAAUGAGAUCAGUGAGAUUACAAGCGUAAAGAAGGAAGACGUCAUUUCAACACUGCAGUACCUCAACCUCAUCAACUAUUACAAGGGCCAGUACAUCCUGACUUUGUCAGAGGACAUUGUGGACGGACAUGAAAGAGCCAUGCAGAAAAGACACCUGCGCAUAGAUCCAAAAUGUCUUCAUUUCACACCAAAAGACUGGAGCAAGAGGGGAAAGUGGUAGAACCCCCAUCAGAACACAUGGACAACAGAUGUGAAGCUGGGAUCAGAUAAAGGUUUCCCAACACAGAAACCUUUUUUUCCAACCCAGGAUAAGUAUGAAAAAAGAACUACAUAAUCUUUUAUUGUGAAUAUUCAUUAUCUAUAUUAGGACUCUCAAAGAGACUUGUGAACAGUGACUGUCAACACAAUCUGCAACACUCCCCCUGCUGUGUCCUCAGCCCACCUCACAACCUUAAACACUGUCCAUGCUGUGUUCAGUAGUAACUCAACAUUGAUUCUGGAUGUUAUUUUCUGUACUGACUGAAGUUGAUUACUUCUCUCAAGUGCAGCAGGGAAAGUUGUGUCCCAUCAGUGAAAAUAUUUUAAUUAGUUAAAUUAUGUAUCCGUGUUCUUUGUGAGCGGGUAAAAAACAAUUCUGCGCGUCAUUUUCUAGUUUGCAGUUUUUGCUGCAAUGCAAGAUUGAUGCAGUCGACCCACGGGGAAAUUUCUAGCACUUCUCUCAAUGUGUUUAAUCAUCACCAGACCUAAUGCUGUGUUGUGAACUCCUGUCAAGGUUUUAAUGUAUUUUAGUGGUCUUCUGCAAUGCUGCUCAACUCUCAUCGCAAUUCAAACAAACAUGAUAGAAGCCCACUACACUGAUAGCAACUAUCAAGAUCAAAGUCACCAAAUGCCUAGGAAAUGUGCGAGUAGUUACCAACAGACAAUAAAAACUGUAUUUUAGGCACCAGCAUAGUCAAUACAGUGACAGUAGUGGUGAAGCAAUUUGUUUCCUCUUAUGAAAUUGUUUCAUGCUCUAUUAUGCUGGGGAUUUUAUGUUUACCUUCUAAAACAUGUAAUGUGCAAUGAGACGAAUCACUUCCACGUUUUGUGUAAAUUGUACAUACCAGAUCUGAUUGUACACUUUGAACACACAAGCCAUGUUGAACUGUUAGAGCAAUGUAAAUUUGGUGUACAGUUGGUGUCGACUUCAUUGUUUUUUUACAUAUUGUAAAGUAACUGCACAAUAGGAACACAGAAGUGAUUUACAGUGUGUGGUUUAUGUUUGUCAGAGAGCUUACUGUUGAAAUAAUGUCAGUACAUUCAAGUGCAACACUUUUUUGAGUAUUAAGUUUGAUAUGAAAACUUUUUGACUUGGGAGAAAUGUCAUCAAAUUAAAAAAACUAAUGUGGCUUAAUGUGAUCUAUUUUUGCCUUUAUAAGUUUUUUAAAUUGAAAAAUGUUUUCUAGCAAGACAAAUGAAGGAAAUUGAACAAGAGGUGUGAGUACAUGUGAAUGUUUGUGCCAGAUUAAAUGUAACCAGUCAACUCAUUUCUGUUUUUUCUGUAGGCCCUACUGUAUUAAGCACAUUUUGACUUAUGCCCACCAAGUGCUAGUAGGCUAUUAUCAGGUAGGACUUGACUGGAGCUGCAUUGCUAUAUGUACGAUACAGUGCAUCCGGAAAGUAUUCAUAGCGCUUCACUAUUUCCA